This is a messenger RNA of Pseudophryne corroboree (corroboree frog), 2804 nucleotides long. It is a transcript of the gene GOT1, whose product is annotated as glutamic-oxaloacetic transaminase 1. The transcript is spliced from 9 exons. Gene Ontology annotation, biological process: L-aspartate biosynthetic process. The record is from RefSeq and is a predicted model, not a curated record. Gene Ontology annotation, cellular component: cytosol. Gene Ontology annotation, molecular function: pyridoxal phosphate binding; L-aspartate:2-oxoglutarate transaminase activity. The coding region runs from base 49 to 1332 and encodes 427 amino acids. Lineage: Eukaryota; Metazoa; Chordata; Amphibia; Anura; Myobatrachidae.
UCCGCCCACGGUAUAUAGCAGUGAAGGUGAAGGUGACGGCUGCAGUCAAUGUCUAUCAGUGCCGGGUGUCUGACCGCAGUGUACUCAGCCAUGGCCUCUCCGUCCAUCUUCCAAGCCGUUCCCAAUGCGCCCCCGGUGGCCGUAUUCAAGCUCACCGCCGACUUUCGUGAGGACGGCGACCCUGGCAAGGUCAACCUGGGCGUUGGAGCCUACCGCACAGAUGACUCUCAGCCCUGGAUCUUACCAGUGGUGAAGAAAGUGGAGCAGAUGAUCGCCAAUGACCACACGUUAAACCACGAGUACCUGCCCAUUCUUGGGCUGCCGGAAUUCCGCUCUAGUGCUUCCAGGAUUGCUCUGGGCAGUGACAGUCCAGCGUUCAAGGAGAAUCGGGUAGGCGGUGUCCAGACUCUAGGUGGUACUGGUGCGCUACGCAUUGGAGCGGAGUUCUUAAGGCGCUGGUACAAUGGGACCAAUAACACUGCAACCCCCAUCUACAUCUCUUCUCCUUCCUGGGAAAACCAUAAUGCUGUAUUUAUUGAUGCUGGCUUUAAGGAUAUCCGAGCAUAUCAUUACUGGGACGCUGCUAAUCGAGGACUCGACCUUAGGGGGCUGUUGGAAGACUUAGAGAACGCCCCAGAGUACUCCAUCUUUGUGUUGCACGCCUGUGCUCACAAUCCUACUGGUACAGACCCCACCCCGGACCAGUGGAAACAGAUAGCUGAUGUCAUGAAGAGGCGCUAUCUAUUCCCAUUCUUCGACUCUGCCUAUCAAGGCUUUGCCUCUGGAAACCUAGACAAGGAUGCCUGGGCUGUGCGCUACUUUGUGUCUCAGGGAUUUGAGCUGUUUUGUGCUCAGUCAUUUUCCAAAAACUUUGGUUUAUACAAUGAGAGAGUGGGGAACCUGACCGUUGUAAGUAGAGACGGCGAUAGUGUUGAACGUGUCCUAUCUCAGAUGGAGAAGAUUGUGCGUACCACCUGGUCCAAUCCCCCAUCGCAGGGAGCGCGCAUUGUAGCCACCACACUGAACACUCCUGAGCUGUUUGAUGAAUGGAGGGACAACGUGAAGACCAUGGCAGAGCGAGUGCUGCUCAUGAGGGCUGAACUUAAAAGUAGAUUGGAAGUUCUGAACACACCGGGUACCUGGAAACACAUUGUGGAACAGAUAGGAAUGUUCAGCUUCACCGGCCUUAAUCCUAAGCAAGUUGAAUACCUUAUUAAGAACAAACAUAUAUACCUGAUGGCCAGUGGGCGCAUCAACAUGUGUGGCCUGACAACAAAGAACAUCGACUACGUGGCCAAGUCUAUUUAUGAAGCAGUCACCAAGAUCCAGUAAAGAGCUCCCGUUUAUAGUGAAUAGUGUUGAAUUGUGAUGUGUUCUGUCACCCUGAUGCUCACAAUUAAGACCUCAAUUUUGUGUUGUUGUUGUUUUUUUUUUUUUUUUUUUUUUUUUAUUGUAUUUUUCUUCAUGGCUUUAAACGGAACAAAGCAUCGCAGGGAGACAUGUUACAUGUGACGCAGCGGAAAUAAUGUGCACUGCCUAUCUCCAGGCUCCACUUUGUGUGUCUGCAGUACAGCGAUCCAGGGUCCUCUGCUGGCUGCACGCCCGGCACGGCCUCCUCUGUGGUCAGCGGAGGAAUCCUACACCCUGAAUACUGUGGUUGUGCAUUUAAUGACCACUCUAAACACCAAAUAAGCCAUGCCCCAUGUAGGCCUCCUUAUAGUGCAGAUAUGUCAGCGGGCUGUAGAGAUGUGGCAUGUGCAAUAUUUAGUCUCUCUUCCACUGGUGAGUGUUGUGUUUGUGCCCACAGAGUACACGGCACGCUUCAGCAGUCACUCACAAUCUGCUGGUACAGUUUAUAGGAGUUCUGCUUUGUCAGUAACAGUCUGUUUCAGCCUGAGGGUGUUAAUCACUACAAGUAUAAACUUCAAAAAUGAUCCCCCUGCAUGUGCUGGAUAUUUCAGGUACAUGGUUGGCUGACAUUCAUGGAUUAGUACUAGUGUAGUAGCUUGUGGUCCACAUGAGUGGCUGCUUAUACUGCAGGGUUACUGGUUGGGGGCUUAUACUGUAAGCAUCUUUUGUCAUUUUUCUGUAUGGCGCAGGGGCCCUACUCACUGGCCGAGCUGCCCGACGGCGGAUACGGCCGACGAGCGACCCGGCGGCGGGGGGGGGGAGUGAAGUUUCUUCACUCCCCCCGUCACGCGGCUCCAUAGAACUGCAGGCAAAUAUGGACGAGAUCGUCCAUAUUGGCCUGCAUGCACAGCCGACGGGGGACCAGUGAUGAACGAGCGCGGGACCGCGCAUCGUUCAUCGCUGGAGCCUCCACACUGAAAGAUAUGAACGAGUUCUUGUUCAUUUAUGAACGAGAUCGUUCAUAUCUUUCAAAAAAUCGGCCAGUGUGUAGGGCCUAUUAGAAACGUACGAUUACACUGCCCGUACACAUUACCACAGGCCACAGCUGCUGUAUAAAUGCUGUGCACUCUAGGCACAGGUACAGAGGGUGUAUGCACUGGAAUAAUGAGACCUGCAGGCUAUAAAUUUGUCUAGGACUGUCAUUACACAAGCUGUGUAUGUUAUAGGUUCCCGGUGGGCAGCCCUUUAUUGUUCGUACUGACUGUUAUUGGUCCUCUCUCUUGCAUACCGGGGCUGUGUGACACUGCAAUAUGACUGGAAUACAGCCACCCAUGGCCGCUGCAUCCUGUAACACUAAAUAACCAAAAAUCACUGUCUUACAAUAAAUCAUUGUUGGAAAAUAAAUAUUAUGACCUAAUUUAUCAAAGCUGAGCAAUAAAUCCGAUUAUAUGGUG